CAAAAUGAUGGCUAUCGAACCUUAUCCUUGUCCGGGCAUGUUGGUUUUGGUAGUUUACCUGAUCAACUGGUUAAAAAAUCCAUCAAGCAGGGCUUCUGCUUCAAUAUUCUUUGCAUUGGGGAAACUGGAAGUGGGAAAUCAACCUUGAUAAACAGUUUGUUUAAUACCAAUUUUGAUGACCCUGUAUCAACGCAUUUUCUGCCAAGUGUACGACUCAGAGCCCAGACUUAUGAACUCCAGGAAAGUAAUGUUCUUUUGAAGCUGACCAUUGUAAAUACAGUGGGAUUUGGUGACCAGAUAAACAAAGAAGAUAGCUAUCAGCCAAUAGUGGAUUAUAUAGAUGCACAAUUUGAAGCCUAUCUCCAGGAAGAACUGAAAAUUAAACGUUCUUUAUUUAGCUACCAUGAUACUCGCAUCCAUGUCUGCCUCUAUUUCAUUUCACCUACAGGCCAUUCCCUAAAAACCCUAGAUUUGUUAACCAUGAAAAGCCUAGACAGCAAGGUGAACAUUAUACCAAUUAUAGGCAAAGCAGACAGCAUUUCUAAAACCGAACUACAGAAGUUCAAGAACAAAAUCAUGAGUGAAUUAGUUAGUAAUGGCAUCCAGAUAUACCAGUUUCCAACUGAUGAUGAAACCGUUUCUAAUAUUAAUACCAUCAUGAAUGAGCAUUUGCCAUUUGCCGUAGUAGGAAGUACUGAAGAGGUGAAAAUUGGAAACAAAAUGGUGAGAGCUCGUCAGUACCCUUGGGGCAUUGUACAAGUGGAAAAUGAGAACCACUGUGACUUUGUAAAGCUUCGCGAGAUGCUUAUUUGCACAAAUAUGGAAGACUUAAGAGAGCAGACUCAUGCACGACAUUAUGAGUUGUACAGACGCUGCCGACUGGAAGAGAUGGGCUUCAGAGACAUUGGCCCUGAGAACAAACCAGUCAGUCUACAGGAAGCCUAUGAGGCAAAGAGGCAUGAGUUCUACCUUGAACUGCAAAGAAAAGAGGAGGAGAUGAGGCAACAGUUUGUGCAGAGAGUGAAGGAGAAAGAAGCAAUACUGAAAGAAGCAGAGCAACAGGUGCAGACUAAAUUUGAACAUCGUAUGCUAAUGCACCAAGAAGUAAAACUGAAAUUAGAGAAAAAGAAAAAAGUUCUAGAAGAUGAAAUAGCUAUGUUUAUUGAGAAGAAAGCUAAUGCUGAAUUACUCCAGUCACAAGCAUCUGUCUCCACCCCUGUUGUUAGUUUGAAGAGAGACAAGGACCGCAAAAAGUAA
Molecule: messenger RNA, 1257 nt
Organism: Fulmarus glacialis (Northern fulmar)
Lineage: Eukaryota; Metazoa; Chordata; Aves; Procellariiformes; Procellariidae
Product: septin-10-like
Exons: 8
Biological process (GO): cytoskeleton-dependent cytokinesis
Cellular component (GO): septin ring; cell division site; septin complex
Molecular function (GO): GTP binding; GTPase activity; molecular adaptor activity
Source: RefSeq, a predicted model, not a curated record